AUGACAGUAAAGGAUGGUUUUCAAAUCAACACUGUGGCAAUUAUUGGAGGAGGUGCAGCCGGCAUUACAACUCUUUUUGAAUUAUUAAAUACUAAGAAUGACGGUUCCACCACCAUUAGGUACAAGCAGAAUGGCGAGCUUGAUAAUUCAAUCUCAAAUGAAGACCCAGCUUUUAGUAAAGUGGUAUUAUUCGAACAAACUGCAAAAAUUGGCGGAAUCUGGUCACCAAGUUUUGAGAAUCCGGAUACUAUUUCGCAAUCAAUGCUAGAAACAGAGAGAUAUAAUGAUCCUUAUGUUUUGAGACCUGAAACGGCAUUGCCUGAACAGUUUGGAGUGGAAGAAUAUACGUUGAAGAAUCCUUUGGAGACAAAAAACCACCCUGGUAGUUACAGGUGGAGUAGUAGUGGUAUUUACAAGCAUUUAUAUUCAAAUGUUCCUAGCAGAUACCUUAAAAACUCAUUCAUUCCCCACAAGGACAGAACUGGAUGUGAGGGUUCCACCAGAGAUAUUUUAGAGCCCUUGGUUCCAAACGGUGAAAUAACAAAUCGUCUCCUCGACUUUGCUGAGGAACACAAUUUAGCUGGCAAAGUUAGAUUCAACUCUGAAGUUGCCCGUAUUUGUAAAACCCCAGAUGGCAAGAAAUGGAAACUCAUUGUAAAGCACAGUACAGAAAAUGGAUUGAUGGCGCAAUGGUAUACCGAAUAUUUUGAUGCUAUCGUUGUAGCCACAGGGCACUACUCGGUCCCGUAUGUACCCCAUAUAAAGGGCCUGUCAUCGUGGAAUAAAGAAUUACCUUCGAGUGUCCUCCAUUCAAAAUCUUAUAGGAACCCAGAUAUCUUCAAGGACAAAGUUUGUCUUUUUGUGGGAACAGGCCUAAGUGGUAUAGAUAUUCUACAGUAUACUUUCCCCAUUGCCAAACAGGUUAUUGUCUCAAGAACGACUGGUAAGGAGGAAAUCUAUAAAUGGUUAACGAAUGCAGCAAAUUCUGAUGGUAUCAUUGUUAAACCAAGGAUAAAAGAAGUGAUAGCAUCCAAUGGAAAAAAAAUUAUUUUCGAGGAUAAUUCCUCCGUCGAUGCAGUCGACUAUAUAAUCUUCUCAACAGGCUACCACUGGCAUUACACCUUUUUAAACUCCGAAGAGACUGGCGUCCGUAUUUUUCAUAGAAAUGGCAUCCCGGAUGGGUCAUCCAUGAUCGGUGGUUUAUAUCUCAACUCCUUCGCUAUCGAGGAUCCAACACUGGCAUUUGUGGGCGUGACUGUGUCACCAUUCAAGUGGCCAUCAUUUGAGCUGGCUGCUGCGACCAUAGCCGGCAUGUGGACAAACAACGGCAAACUCCCAGCUAAGGAGUUUCAGGUCGCUUCAGAGAAAAAGAAGAUUGUCGAAAGGAGCAAAAGCGUACUGUACCAUUAUUAUUCCGUCUCUAACUUUCCAGAGUAUGUGAAUGAGGCAUCUGAGUUUUUGCCAAAGGGACGCAAAAGUUCAGAUAUAUUCGAUGAAAAUCAUCUGGAUGAUAUGAACGCCUCUGCUGCCACUGCGGAAAGAUUAUUCUACCAAAUAAAGAAUAAAAGAAUACUAGUUGAAGCAACGUUACCUACAGGUUGA
Zygotorulaspora mrakii is the source of this 1602-nucleotide messenger RNA. RefSeq lists its product as uncharacterized. Lineage: Eukaryota; Fungi; Ascomycota; Saccharomycetes; Saccharomycetales; Saccharomycetaceae. Bases 1 to 1602 code for a protein of 533 amino acids. The record is from RefSeq and is a predicted model, not a curated record. Gene Ontology annotation, molecular function: N,N-dimethylaniline monooxygenase activity; NADP binding; flavin adenine dinucleotide binding. The transcript has a single exon.